Eriocheir sinensis (Chinese mitten crab) is the source of this 9728-nucleotide messenger RNA. RefSeq lists its product as uncharacterized. The record is from RefSeq and is a predicted model, not a curated record. Gene Ontology annotation, molecular function: GTPase activator activity; protein binding. Gene Ontology annotation, cellular component: cytoskeleton; cytoplasm. The transcript is spliced from 17 exons. Bases 989 to 5626 code for a protein of 1545 amino acids. Gene Ontology annotation, biological process: signal transduction. NCBI's taxonomy places the organism in Eukaryota, Metazoa, Arthropoda, Malacostraca, Decapoda, Varunidae.
AACGGCGGCGGCGGUGGAGCAGAAAGAAAGAGAGAAGGGAAAAAAAGCAAUUGAGUGAGAGAAAAAGAAUCAUUUGAAAAGAGACGAAAGGAAAUUAAAAGAAAAGUGAGUGAAAGACGGAAUAAGGAGAAAAAGAAGAGAAAAUGAAGAAGAGGGGAAACAGAAGAAGAUGAACAGAUGAACAUGAGGAGGAAAGAAAGAAAGUAAAUGAUUGAGGGAAUAAGGAAAAGAUGGACUGAGGAAAGGAAGGAAAAGAAGACUUGAAUGAAAAAUAGGAAAGGAAGAAAAUGACGGUGAAGAUGAAUAAGAAAAUGAAAGACAAAUAGAAGAAAGUGAACAGGUGAACGAAGAUAAGAAAGUGAACGACGAAGAGAAAAUAAUGAAGAAAAUGACGAAGACAAUGAAAAGAUGAACACUAGGAAAUAAAAAGAACUUGAAAAUAAAGACAUAAGAAAACAUUAAACAGAAAAUACUUACAGAGAUGAAAAGUUAGUCAGUAAAAGUCGUCAGUCAGUCAGUCAGUCAGUCAGUAGGCCACUCAGCUAUAAUUUCAUCAGUUAGUUAGUCAAUCAGCCACCCAGUAAAUCAGGCAGUCAGUCAGUCUUUCCGUCAGCUACAGUUCCGUCCAGUCAGUCAAUCAGUCAGUCAUUGGGCCACUCAGCUAUAGUCGGUCAGUGGGCCAGCUGCUAAAAUCCAUCAGUCGGUCAGUCAACUACAAUUCCAUCAGUCACUCAGUUAAUCAGUCACUCAGUCAGUAGGCCAGUCAUCUAUUACAACCCCCAUUCAGUCAGUCAGUCAGUAGGCCAGUCAGCUGUUACAACCCCCAUUCAGGCAAUCACUCAGUGGGCCAAUCAUCUAUUCCAACCCCGUGUCAGUCAGUAGGCCAGUCAGCUGUUACAACCCCGUGUCAGUCAGUAGGCCAGUCAGCUGUUACAACCCCUAGUCAGUCAGUCAGUGGUUGCGUGCGUGCGUGCGUGCGUGGUUCACCAUGUCCCUGUUGUCGCUCACCGCCAAGAUGGUCGCCGCCGUGCAGUGUGGCGGCGGAUCACUCAACUCACGGGCCAGAAGGAAGAAGUUUGACGACAACCAGUGGUGGGAGCUGUUCGACACCAACACCUCGAGGUUCUACUACUACAAUGCCACCUCGCAGAAGACAGUCUGGCACCGACCACAGAACUGCGACAUCAUCCCCCUCGCCAAGCUGCAGCAGAUCAAGCAGAACACGGAGGUGGCGGAGGACGAAGAAGGGCGGCGCGUGGUGCGGGAGUCCAUCGGCACACAGACGCCCGCAAAACUGACUCCUCCCUUCACCUCCCCUGUGGGCCCGUCCCCCCAGCAGCAGCUGCCGUCCCCCGCCCUGCAGCGGGGCCGCCACAGGAGCAAUGGCCCCCUCACCACCACCACCGCCGCCGCCCCCUCCCCCACCCCCCAUAAGAACGGUGUCCUCCAGGCCCUCCCCCACCACCCCAAACUGUCCCCGAGUAGUUCCUUGAGUUCCUCGCGCUCCUCCCUGAGCGGCCCCGGCCCCAUCCCCGGUCCCGUCCCCGGUCCCGGCUCGCUGCAGCGGUGCCACAGUGCCUUCCUGGGGCGGCGCGGCCCCCGGGGGUCCCUCCCAGGCAUGAGCAGUGGCACAGUGGAGGAGGGUGAUGCAGGGCUGGGCGGCGGGGCGGGGCGCCGCGGGUCACGGCUGAGGUGGUCGGGGCGGUCGGGUCCACACUCACGCCCCGGCCACUCUCCCGGCCCUGGGUCAUUGCAGAAGAAGGAAGCGGCGGCCCCGGUGGACGGCCUCUCCCUGCCCCACUCCCUGGCCCGCCGCGUCACCUCCCCCAACACCUCCGCCUCACAGGCACACUCCGCGCCCUCGCCACGGCCGGCACGCAGGCCCUCCGCGCCCUCCGCCACCUCCACCACCUCCCCCAGCGGCGGCGGCGGCAGGGGCAGCAGCAGCGGCAGCCACCACCACCACCACCACCGCCACACCGGGCCCUGCUCACACCACCACCACCACCACCAUCACCACCCCGAGGCCACCAACGGGGAGGCAGCGGCGGGGGGCAGCCGGCGGGUGCGGCGCAGCUCCCAGUCCUCGCAGGGGUCCGCGUCGCUGUCCUACGCGCGGCCCUACAAGCAGCAGGAGUCAGGUCGUUCCAGCGACAGCUCCAUGUCCCAGAGCCGCACGUCCCUGGAGAGCUCGGGGUAUCGGCUGCUGGAGUCCCCCCGGGGCGGCCCCAGGGAGACCAAGCUGCCCCUGGGGAACAGCCGGGUGGGAGAGCGCCGCAGCAAGGAGGGCGAGCCCGCAUCCUCCCCCCGCUCCCCUGACUCCCUGUCCUCCCAGUCCUCCCCCACCCAUCCCCAGGGGGGCCCCAGCACCCCCUCCGCCCACCGGCGGCCCCACCCCGACUGCCGGGAGCCUCCGCCGGGCCGGUACAAGGGCGGCGCCCCUCAGCAUGACUUUGCCCUCCUGCAGAUGUCCAAACAGCGCAGCUUCGACGUGUCCAACUACCCCAAGCGCUCCGAGCUCAACCUGGACCGGCCGCGGGAGAUCGCACUGUCCCGCAGCUACAGCUUCAUGUCCCGGCCGCGCUGCCACGACGAGGACGGCAUGCACGAGCGCUUCCUGAUGGCCAGCGGCGGCGGUGGUGGCAGCGGCAGCGGCCUGCGCUCCGUGGAGUCCACGCCACAGCCCCGCCGCCGCCACAAGCCCGAGGCGGCCGGCAGCCCCGACUCAUCCCUGGGUUCGCACGGCUACCUCAACCACCGGCAGCGCUCAGACAGCUCCGGCCUGGAGAGCCUGGCCACCCCCAUGAUGCACCGCAAGCAGCGCUCACUGGAGUCCGGCAAGGUGCGGCUGCGCGGCACAGAGCUGCGGCCCAGCAGCAGCGCCCACACCAGGCUGGUGGUGUCAGACUCCAGCCCCAGCCCACCCAGCCCCAAGCACGAGUUCUCACCCUUCACCUUUGAGUCCCCGCGCGGCCCCGACAGCGGCACCUCCACGCUGACGGACAAGGACACGCGCUCCAACUAUGGCCGCGGGUCAGCGGACAGCUCCCCCCACUCCCAGGUGGACUCCGGCUUGGUGUCCGGCACCACUGGCAGCCGCGGCUCCAUCGACAGCACCUCACGCCGCACUGACCGCCCCGACAAGGAGGCCACCAAGGGCCCUGCCUCCGAGGGCCAGGCCAAGGUGUCCCCAAGCAGGACAGCCAGCGAGCGUGAGGGCCGCCGCUGCAGCCACCGCCGCCACCACCACUGCAGCAAGCACCGCGCCGCCAACACCACCGCCGCCCCUGGGGGCACCACAACCGCCAGCGGGGCGCUGCCGGCCACCACGGACAGCGACCGCAGCGACACCCUGCAGAGCAGCAGCAGCUCGCAGCACCUGGUGCAGGCCGGCAGCGGCAGCGGCAGUGGCGCCAACAGCCACAACCACAACAGCAGCAGCGGCAGCAGCAGCACCGCCAAGCAGGCCUCACCUGGCAGCAGCAAGCAGGCCUCCCCCAGCACCACCACCACCACCAACACCACCACCACCACGACCACCACCACCACCACCACCACGGCCCAGGGCCAGAGUGGCCAGGGCAGGCAGGCCAGCAGCCCCCAGCACCGGGACCUGACGCACCUCUACUCCAACCUGGACUACGUGUACGAGCAGCCCGUCUACCAGUACAUCAUGGAGCAGGCCAAGCUCACAGGUUACCGGCUGGGUGACACGCUCUACGAGGACGGCGACUCCCUGCACAGCGACGACUCGGGUGGCAGACACGACGACAGCGAUGAGUUUGCUGACGACGAGGGGAUGUCCAACGCUGACUCAUCCUCACAGGAGUAUCUGGAGGACGUCAACUACCUGGCUGAUGACGAGAUGUACGCCGAGUUCUACAUGCCCUUCGGAUGGCGGAACAAGACCAAGCUGGACGACGAGGACCUAACCGACGGCACCAAGGACAGCGCGGCGCCCCCCGGUGGUCCUGGGGUGCCGGGGGUGACGUCACACCCGCCCCAGGUGGCCCCGCGAGUGACCCUGCCGUGCAACAUCCCCAGCGCAGCGCAGCACAUGCCCCCCAGCAGCCUGCCCCUGGACACACAGCACGCCUCACUCAGGAGGAAGAAGGACACACCAAAUCACCAGCCGCUGUACUCGCCCAUCCUGGAGAAGGGAGAGCUGCCUGGUGGUGUUGGUGGUGGUGGUGGUGGUGGCGGUGGUGGAGGUCAGCUUGGCAACCGUCCGCUCUCCAUCUCCAUUCCAAACAUGACUGACCCGACACUCACCACCAACCCUGUCACCGGGUCACUCCACCGCCCUUCACAGGGUCUGUCGGCACUCUCCCUCAUGAAGAAGCCACCCUCGGAGUCAGACUUUGAGCGUUACAGCGGCAGCGGCGGCCCUGGAAGUGGCGGCCCUGGCGGUGAGGGACACAACAUGGAGAAGUAUGCCCAGGAGAACCUCAACAUACAUACGCGGGGCCUGCUGAGGAAGAAGGUGCCGGUGAUGGACAUGAUAUCCUGGACCAAGGACCUGAUCCGCAAGCCCAUGUUGGCCACGUUGGACAAGUCCCUCAAGAACCAGGCGUGUGACCUCUUCCGGCUGGUGCAGAUCUACAUGAGUGACCGCAAGCCCAAGCCCGGGAUGACCCUCAACUCGGUGGGGCUGGACCUGGUCAGCACCUGCUUCAACACCGAGGGCCUGCGGGAUGAGCUGUUUGUGCAGAUAUGCCGACAGACCACGGAGAACCACAAGAGGGACAGCUUGCGCCGGGGGUGGGAGCUGCUGGCCAUCUGCCUCGCCUUCUUCCCCCCCUCGGACAAGUUCAACCCCUACCUGGCCGGCUACAUCUCCCGCCACUGUGACCCGGCCUUCUGCUCCAUGUUUCCUGAUGUUUCCAAGUGGCCAAUACACAUCCAGGUUGCUCACUACGCUGGUGUGUGCAUGAAGCGGUUGGAGCGGACCACCGUCAACGGCAAGCGUCAGCGGCUCAAGAAACCCACCCUGGAGGAGAUUGACCUGGCCCGCCUUCACAUCUUCAGGGCGUCCAUGUUUGGCGGCACUAUUGAGGAGGUGAUGGCACUCCAGCGGGACAGGUACCCGCACCGCCGCCUGCCCUGGGUGCAGACCACGCUCUCCGAGGAGGUGCUCAGACUGCAGGGCACCAACACCGAGGGCAUCUUCAGGGUGCCGGCGGACUUUGAGGAGGUGCACCAGCUGAAGCAGGUGGUGGACCAGUGGGAGGUGGGUGAGUGCGGCGAGGCCCACGUGUGCGCGGCGCUGCUCAAGCUGUGGUACCGGGAGCUGUACGAGCCUCUGAUCCCUGACUCGCUGUACCAGGCUGCCAUCAACGCCCACGAUGACCCCCUGCAGGCCGUGGAGCUGGUCAACAGCCUGCCUGAGAUCAACAGGCUCGUCCUUGCCUACCUCAUCAGGUUCCUCCAGUACUUUGCCCAACCGGAGAUCGUGGCAGCCACCAAGAUGGACGCCAGCAACCUCGCGAUGGUCAUGGCCCCAAACUGCCUGCGGUGCACCAGCGACGACCCGCGCAUCAUCUACGAGAACACCCGCAAGGAGAUGGCCUUCAUCCGCACCCUCAUACAGAACCUGGACACGGCCUUCAUGGAGGGUGUGGUCUGAGGGAGGGAGGAGGAGGAGGAGGAGGGGCGACGCAGCACUGGGGGACAUGCAAUUGGACACAAGGGGAAUCGUUCUUUGUGUUGGUGUGUUCCUGAGGAGGUGUUGUGGUGGUGGUGGUGGUGGUGGUGGAGUUGGUGUUGCCACGAUUCAUUGGUGCUUUGUUUUGCGCAGCCCUGCCUGGUGCGUCUUGUGUUGCUAUGAACAGACACACACACACACACACACACACACACACACACACACACACACACACUUACACUCAUACACAUACACACACCCUCAGGUCCUGUAUACUACAACUAGGUAAACACACACACACACACACACACACACACACACACAGCACAAGCCAACACGCACAUCGCUGAGUAAAUACCAAAAAGCAGAUUAAUAUUGUUUUCCCAAGUAUCUCUUUGUUCUGUGUUCAUUGUUUGUGGGUGUGUCUGCCAGCCCCCCCCCCUGUGUGGUGGUGGUGUUGCCCUCCAUCACCCAGCGCCCACCCUUGCAUUCUUGCCUCACUCAUAGCCCGAGCAGUUUUGUCUUAUCUGUGUUGCCUAGUGUGUCGGGGCCGCUGAGUCCCGCCUGCGCUUCUCUGCCGCGUCCCCGCCCCGCCCCGCCCUGCACAGAGUCCGCCUGUAUACUCCAUUACGUGUCUUUGUUUUUAUUUUUAUACUCUAAAGCCGAGUGUUCCAGAAGUCUACUUAAGGAUGAUAUUAAGGGUAUCUAAAUAUUUGCUUUUAUUCCUCUCCAUUAGGACGUUACUGUUAAUGUAGUUAAUUUAGAGACAACAUUCCAAAGAUUUGCAAAGUUCAACAUUGGGCCAAGUUGCAUUUACUGUAGAAGCCUAAGGAACCGCCUUCCUCCCUUCCUCCUCCCUCCCUCCCUGCCCGGGCCAGAGGACGCCACACCCGGCAGCGGCCCGUGCAGGCGACUUCUGAUAUUCAGAACGUCAGUAUCUGUAGCGGACCUGUGGACGGACCCUUCCAGGAGGAGAACUGCUGUGUUGGGGCUGAACCAAAGCCUGCUGAUUGGUCUGUGAGAAAGAAACCAUGUGGCUGGUGUCCACCUGUCUGUGGCCCACGCAGCAGCAGACACAGCCACGGCAGGGGAACACUGACAUUAUGGAACAGAGGGUGAGGUAUCCACUGCCCUCCCUUGGCCAGGCUGAGGUGGUGACUGCAACACCUCACCCUCCAGUGUUGCUCCACCUCAAACACUCACUAACUUGUGCUUGAAAACACACCUGCUGCCCACCACCAGCCGUGCCACAGACAUGAAGGCUGACACUGGCCCAGCCACGGCCCAUGUGCCACAGACAGGCCAGUGGGUGUCGGGCCUUGUGGAGUGGGCUGACGCUGGGAAGGAGACGCCCCUCCUCCCGGGGAAGGGUUAAGGCGUAGCAUGCUAGCGAGGUCCUGCCUUGCCACCCUGUUAUCUAGUCCUCAAUGUGUACAGAACCUUUCCCUUACCUCUCAUGUGCCAACUCAGACAAAUGAGAAACAAAUCAAAGCUUCUCCGUUUGCAUUUGUUACGGCACACACACUCACUACCAUAGCUUUGUAGGAGACUUAAGGAGACCCAUUGAGAGGAUAUUUUUUUAUGCCGUGUUCACCGCAGCAUGUUACUGUCUCAUUCACUCACACACACACACACACAUCAUCUUCAGAGGGACUUGAGCUUUCACAUGUAUUUUCUAGCCAGGAAAAUGAUGGAGAGGCCAAGAACAACAACAACAACAACUGUCUGUCUGUUGCAUAAAUGUAUUUUCAUAUAUCGCUUAGUUACUCUGGACGCGUCGUAAUGUGUCGAGGCCUUUACACUGCUCUCUGUGUGCCAGGCUGGUCAAACAGUGCCAGCUACACCACUUGGCACCCCCCUCACCCCCCCGGAGCCCUGGCCACACCCUGAGACUAUAAGCAGAUCCCCCUUCCCCCCUCCCCCCACACCUCCUCACCACUCAUUCAUUCCUUAGCCAUAGUGCCGGUGUGUGUGUGUGUGUGUGUGUGUGUGUGUGUGUGUGUGUGUGUGUGUGUGUGUGUGUGUGUGUGCCUGCAGAACUCACUCCUGCUGUACAUUUCCUGCCUGGUUGGAGUUGCCCUUGAGGGAUGAGUAGCCUUGGAGUGGUGAGUCUGUGAGGGGAGAGGGGUGUUGGUGAGGGGUGAGGGACAUCUGCUGGGAGCUGCUUCUGCUACUCCUGCUGCCAAGGCCACAGACAGACAGACAGACAGACAGACACCAGGAUGCUGGCUGGCUGUGGAGCUGCCAAGAAUCUCUGGAGGACAUUCACUCUUAGUUGUCAUCCUGAGGGGAGGCAGCUGUGCGGUGGACGCCUCCUCGGCAGCCCCUGUGGCCCGGUGAGGGUGUGGGUGCUGUGAGGUGUCUGGGCUGUGGGGGGUCUGCGGUGGGCCGGGCCGCAAGCUGCUGCCUGGCGUGGCCAGGGUGGCGGCCAUCAGGGUGUGGUCGUGGCCAGCUUGGUUGUGGUGUCACAGAGGAGCAGUUUUUUGCGAGACAUUCGUUGACACCCAACUAUAUAUAGAGUUGUUAUUUUAUCAUUUAGCUUGUACUUGUCUUUAUAACGGUGUGUGGGGCAAGAUUAUGUGUAUCACAGCAAUACCUGCACUGUGUUGUGGCUGCACCUGUUGGCAUGUUGGCCCUCAGCUCCCCACACAGAGAACCUGAGCCACAGGCAGCGUGUGGCCGGUGCAGGACACCACAGCGUGUGGCCGGCGCAGGACACACACCAAGGAAGGCCGGCUGUGUGGCCGUGGCUGACAGCAGGGCUUCGUCAGGGCUGGACAAUGCUGAGGCUGCAUGGCUGGCCAGGCGGCCCUGGCUUUGUCUGGAGCAGCGUUGCAGCAGACUCAGGAACUCGGGGAGGUGACCUUCCAAGUUUCAGCCGUGCAGAGUCAGCUGUGCUGCCUUAUUGCCUCAGGGUUUUGCCACAGCCGUGCAAAAGCUGUGCUGCCUUACCCAGAGCCUUGCCACAACGAAGACCAUCCAGGCGGCGGGCUGAGGCCACCCCUGGCUGCUGCCCUGCUGCUGCUGUGGUGGUCAGCACAGCCUGGUGGUGCGGUGCUCUGUUCAGGCUGCUGCACACCACCCCCCCAAGUGGCCUGAACACGGGCAGCACCCACCCUGGUGCCCCUCAGCACCCUGGCGCUCCUCAGCCCAUGGCGCCCCUCAGCAGGGAACUGUGUCAAGGGUUUGUCCCACCCUCCCACAGUGCUUUGUGCAGGACUCAGUGGCUGCCACACAGUGUGCUGCAUGCUGGCCUGGCUGACACUGUGGCUGUGUGCAGCCUGCCAGCCACCCUGCCACUGCCUGCACAGCCUGACAGAAGAGAAAGAGGACACUGGUCCAGAGAUUUGCAGGAGACUGAACAGCAUCAGAAAGAAGCCUAUGCUUUCAUGGGAACUCGCUUAACAUAGUGAUGCCUAGCAUAUAUAUAUAUAUAUAUAUAUAUAUAUAUAUAUAUAUAUAUAUAUAUAUAUAUAUAUAUAUAUAUAUAUAUAUAUAUAUAUAUAUAUGUAAAGUCUGUCUUGGAAGUUUGUCUGGUUUUGUGUGUGGCUGGGGUGGUGUGUGUGGCACAGUCCUGCUGAACACUUCCUGUACAGUAUUUAGGGUUUGGCUUGUGGCUGGGGCAGCACAAUCCUGCUGAACACCUGUACAGCAUUUAGGAUUUGGCAUGUGCCUGGGAUGGCACAGUCCUGCUGAACACCUGUAAAGAAAGCAUUUAUGGCUUGGCCUGUGCCUGGCCUGGGUGGUGUGUGCAGCACAGUCCUGCUGAGCACCUGUAAAGAAAGCAUUUAUGGCUUGGCCUGUGCCUGGCCUGGGUGGUGUGUGCAGCACAGUCCUGCUGAGCACCUCCUGUACAGCAGCACUUAGGGUUUGGUUGGUGUUGGCUUCAGCACUGGUAGCUAUGCAGCAUUUUCUGUUUGGAAACUGUUAAGUAUGGAGUAUUAUAAUUUAAUUUUGAUGCAGUGUACAGAUAUUCUGAUGUAAUAUACAUUGACAUUGUAUAGCUGUGUUUCACAAUGUUGAAAGCAUUUAAAAUAAUUUGUAUAAUGUAUAAAUAUUAAAAGCUGUAUGCUAAUUUUAACAA